This is a messenger RNA of Pyricularia grisea, 2659 nucleotides long. RefSeq lists its product as uncharacterized. The coding region runs from base 519 to 2504 and encodes 661 amino acids. Gene Ontology annotation, biological process: protein transport to vacuole involved in ubiquitin-dependent protein catabolic process via the multivesicular body sorting pathway; Golgi to endosome transport; Golgi to vacuole transport. The transcript has 4 exons. Gene Ontology annotation, molecular function: ubiquitin binding; phosphatidylinositol binding. The record is from RefSeq and is a predicted model, not a curated record. Gene Ontology annotation, cellular component: trans-Golgi network. NCBI's taxonomy places the organism in Eukaryota, Fungi, Ascomycota, Sordariomycetes, Magnaporthales, Pyriculariaceae.
CAUUAACGGACGGUCACCCUGCCUUAGUCUGGUGGGAUUAAUUGGGUCCCACCCUGACACGGAUUCGAACUGAUGGACGCUUUGCUUAUUGCCAGCUAUAUGCUGUACGGUAUCUAACUAAACUAACUGCCUGCCCGACAUUUCGCAUCGCAACUCUUGACAUACACCUCGCACAGAACCGUGUCGUCAACCAUAUUCCACAUCUACCCACCUGCUCAAUGGAGUGCGCAGCUUGCCGGUAGCAAUUUAGGGGACUCGCUCGUACAAAUCUAGCUGCAUUGAUUGACUUUGUUCGGCUUCCUGGAGGUUCCUAGGCUCUUUCCAAAAGCGCCUGCCCCGCCCCAAGACAUCGGAGGUUUACGGGGACAACGAUAGCGACAACAAAGACAUUAAAAACUCAGACGCCGAGCGACACAGGCUGUGAUUCAACUAGCAGUAGCUCAAAAAAAAAACCACCCCGGGUAUUCCCCUUGAGGCCCGCAACAUCCGAGUGGCCUAACACUCAACACCCUUUCACAAUGGAGGCGGCAUCCGCCCGAUACGCCGCGCGGGACCGGUGGGGGGAGCCAGGCAGCACGAGCUCGGCCAACUCGCAGCUGCUCCGCUUCAUUCAGGCCGCGUGCAGCCCGGAGAACUACGAACCGAAUCUGGCCCUGAACCUCGAGAUCUCGGACCUGAUCAACUCCAAGAAAGGAACGGCCCCGCGCGAGGCCGCCAUGGCCAUCGUCGGCUACAUCAAUCACCGCAAUGCCAACGUCGCCCUGCUGGCCCUACACCUGCUCGACAUCUGCGUCAAGAACUGCGGCUACCCUUUCCACCUGCAGAUCAGCACCAAGGAGUUCCUCAACGAGCUGGUCCGCCGCUUCCCCGAGCGCCCGCCCAUCCGCGCCUCGCGUGUCCAGACAAAGAUCCUCGAGGCCAUCGAGGAGUGGAGGAGCACCAUCUGCGAGACGAGCAGGUACAAGGACGAUCUGGGCUUCAUCAGGGAUAUGCACAGGCUUCUGAGCUACAAGGGCUACACUUUUCCCGAGGUCAGGAGGGAUGAUGCUGCAGUGCUGAAUCCCAGCGAUAAUUUGAAAUCUGCCGAAGAAAUGGAGGAAGAGGAGCGCGAGGCGCAAUCGGCAAAACUACAGGAGCUUAUCCGGCGAGGAACCCCAGAGGAUUUGCAGGAAGCCAACCGUCUGAUGAAGGUCAUGGCUGGCUAUGACACGCGCACCAAGGUCGACUACCGCGCCAAGGCGGCCGAGGAGGUUGGCAAAAUCCAGGCAAAGGCAAGGCUGCUGGAGGAAAGGCUGGAGGCGUUCAAGCCGGGGGAUACGAUGCAGGAUGGUGAUGUGUUCGAAGAGCUAGCUUCGGCACUCUCGAGCGCGCAGCCAAAAAUCCAGAAAAUGUGCGAGGAGGAAUCGGAUGACCAUGAAGCCGUAGCCAAGCUGUUGGAAAUCAACGACAGCAUACAUCGGACGGUAGAGAGGUACAAGCUUCUCAAAAAGGGCGACAUCGAGGGUGCCAAAAAGCUGUCGAGUGGUGCACCUCCCUCGGCCGCUGCCGGGGCAUCGUCUUCUUCGGCCAGAAAUGAGCUGUCGCUUAUUGACUUUGACGGUGACUCUAGCACAAAUGGUGCAGGAUCUUCGCAGCCGGCCGCGGGUCCAUCAGGUGGCAUUGAAAACGACCUUCUUGGCCUCUCUAUUGGAGAAAGCGAGAGCUUGGGUGGCCAGAGCGGCGGGAUACAAUUGGGUUUCGGAGCCAACACAAACAUCCCUGGCCCGGCAUUACUGUCGUCUAUAACUGAAAACAGCAGUGCCAAAGGCCCCUUACAAACGACCAUCUCUCCGCCGGCCCCUUCCGUCUCGCCAUUCUCGGGAUUCACUUCACCACCACCUACCUCAUCCAAGUCAUCAACGCCUCAACCCCCGAACUAUCAGUCAUCUCUGUUUGCACCGCCACCCAAGACCACAACCGACCCGUUUGCCGCCCUGGCUUCUCCCUCGGCCUUUUCCUCCAAACCAUCAACGCCAGGUCAUGCUACCCAGGCCUUCCAGCCACCGCCAGCACAAGCUGUCACUGUCACCGACGCCAACGAUGAUGACGAGUGGGCUUUUUCGUCUGCACUGCCGCCUGAAGCGGCCCCGCAGCUGCCCCAGGAGCAGAAGGCUGUACUCGCUGACCAGGCGCUCAAAAUUGAGCUGAUUGCCAAAAGGCCUACCCCUGGUGCGAACUCGGUCAGGUUACAUUUUGCCUUUUCGAACAACACGGCACAACCAUUGUCUGAGCUGCACUUUCAGUCUGCCGUUCCCAAGGGAUACGAAUCACAAUUACAACCGCAAACCGGAAGGGAUCUGUCACCCAAGCAAAGCCGUGGUGUCACUCAGGUUCUCGAAGUAUGGCAUGCCGGUGAUAGAAACAAAAAGGUCGAGGUCUUCAAGCUCAGGUGGCGCGUGGCGUACAAGGUGUCUGGGGAGGUCAAGAACGAGAUGGGCGAGGUUUCGGAGAUCAAGGUGGCAUGAACUCGCCUCACAACACCCCUUUAUAAGAGGCAAACUCUAUUUUAUACCGAAUGGAUGUGGCUGAGUGAACUCAAGGAGGAGCAACUGGGUUCGCUAGGGAGCUAUGUUUUAACUUGAGAAACUAAAAGCAAAAUCCCCGUCAAGCCUGGAAAUGG